AUGAGCGCGGUUUCCAUUCAGCAGUCGAAACCCGUAUCGACGCAGGAGCAUGAACCUCAACAGCAGCAGCAACUCGCAGAAGAUGUUCAAACCGGUCCUCUGAAGCUCGAACACCUUCUCGCGAAGGGGUUCACCAAGAGAGAUCUCGAGCUCCUCAAAGAUGGGGGGUACCAGACUGUGGAGUGCGUCGCGUUUGCGCCCGUGAAGAAUUUGGUUGCCAUCAAGGGUCUGAGUGAGCAGAAGGUGGAGAAGCUGAAGAAGGCGAGCAAGGAGCUUUGCAACUUGGGCUUUUGCAGUGCCCAGGAGUAUCUGGAGGCGCGGGAGAAUCUGAUUCGCUUCACGACGGGGAGCGUCCAACUCGACAGUCUCCUCAAAGGCGGCAUCGAGACGGGCAAUCUGACGGAACUCUUUGGGGAAUUUCGCACCGGAAAGACGCAGCUCUGUCACACCUUGGCCGUCACGUGUCAGCUGCCGAUCGAGCAGGCCGGCGGAGAAGGCAAGUGUUUGUGGAUCGACACGGAGGGCACUUUCCGCCCCGAGAGAAUUGUGUCGAUUGCCAAGAGGUUCGGCCUGAACGCGAACGACUGUCUCGACAAUGUCGCGUACGCGCGAGCCUACAACUGUGACCACCAGAUGGAGCUGCUGAUGGAGGCGAGUGCGAUGAUGGCUGAGAGUCGGUUUGCGUUGUUGAUUGUGGACAGCGCGACUGCCUUGUAUCGCUCGGAGUACACAGGUCGCGGCGAGCUGGCGAGCAGGCAAACGCAUUUGUGUCGCUUUCUGCGGUGUCUACAACGGAUCGCCGACACCUACGGCGUGGCCGUCGUCGUCAGCAACCAAGUCGUCGCGAAAGUCGACAACAUGGGCGGCGGCAUGUUCGCUGGAAACGAGAAACUCCCGAUCGGAGGCAACAUCAUGGCGCAUGCGAGUCAGACGCGCCUCUACUUGCGGAAAGGCAGAGGCGAGAGCCGCAUCUGCAAAAUCUACGACAGCCCCAGUCUCGCGGAAGGCGAGGCCGUGUUCGCCAUCGGGGAAGGGGGCAUCGGGGACUACGAAGACAACUGA
Neospora caninum is the source of this 1062-nucleotide messenger RNA. RefSeq names its product putative DNA repair protein. NCBI's taxonomy places the organism in Eukaryota, Apicomplexa, Conoidasida, Eucoccidiorida, Sarcocystidae. Gene Ontology annotation, cellular component: condensed nuclear chromosome. The transcript is spliced from 5 exons. The record is from RefSeq and is a predicted model, not a curated record. Gene Ontology annotation, molecular function: ATP-dependent DNA damage sensor activity; double-stranded DNA binding; single-stranded DNA binding. The coding region runs from base 1 to 1062 and encodes 353 amino acids. Gene Ontology annotation, biological process: DNA recombinase assembly; DNA strand invasion; mitotic recombination-dependent replication fork processing.